Messenger RNA from Haliotis rufescens (red abalone), 3690 nucleotides. RefSeq lists its product as uncharacterized. Bases 235 to 1716 code for a protein of 493 amino acids. Gene Ontology annotation, molecular function: biotin--[biotin carboxyl-carrier protein] ligase activity. The record is from RefSeq and is a predicted model, not a curated record. Gene Ontology annotation, biological process: protein modification process. Gene Ontology annotation, cellular component: cytoplasm. The transcript has 8 exons. Lineage: Eukaryota; Metazoa; Mollusca; Gastropoda; Lepetellida; Haliotidae.
CAUGUAAACAACGUCGUUGUUUCGCUUUCGCUUUCAGCUGUUUUCUGUAGGCCUUUUCGAAGAUCGGUUGACAUUAUGAUCUUGGAAGGACAUCAUUGUAUCUAUUGUAAAGUUCUUUUGUCGUUGUUUCUCAUGUGAGGACUUGGAGGGACUUAUGAGAUAUUCAUGGACAACUGAGAUCAACAUAACAUUGAUUGCACUGUGAAGAUAUCUGAGUAAAUCCUGCAAACCAGGAUGGGGUCAUUCGAUAAGGAUGCCUUUGAAAGACAGCUGAAAACAGCUGAUAUUGGAAGGCAUAUCAUCUAUCUGAAGUCAACUUCAUCUACGAUGGAUGAUGCAAAAGAUCUGUGUGUUAAAGGACCUGGUAGCCAUGGCAGUGUCGUGAUGGCAGACGUACAAACCAAGGCUCGUGGAUCCAGAAACAGAAGAUGGAAUGCAGAUUCUGAAGGAAAUAUAUACACAUCAAUUGUCUUAUGUGAUAACCCGAACAAAAAUAGUUUUGAGGGAGUCUUCACAAUGGAAGUGGCUGCCUGUCUGUCUGUACGAGAGGCUUUAGUGGAGCAAGGCGUGGUGGGAAUCUACACAAAAUGGCCGAAUGACCUCUGGCUUCGAGGUCACAAACUAUGUGGGGUGAUGGUAGAACCAUAUGAAAUGGACACCCGUCUGUAUGUCAUGGGAAUUGGUCUAAACCUGAACGCAGAUUGCAGGAGAAACACUGAUUUGUGCUCUAUUGCUACAAGCGUAAGAUGUGAAAGAAAUGGCGUCCCUCUGUCAAGGGAGACAACUCUAGCAUACAUUUGUAACAGCUUGGAGAAGAACCUGACAGAGACGCAGUCUGGUCUUCGGGAGAUGUUUUUAGACCAUCUCCUGUAUAAACCAUCAGAUGGUGUAGUGGUUCUACAGGAUGGCAAAUCGUCCGAUGGAACGUAUAUGAACGUACUGGAAAACUGGAACAUUGAAGUCAGAGACAAAAAUGGCGACACAGUCAGUGGAACAAGUCGACAAAUGUCAGUUCGCCCAGCACCUUCUCGGACAAUUUGUGUGUUGGAGGGAGAGGAACUGGACAGUGCGAGUGCAGGACGGCUCUACCAGACUCUCACAUCUCUCACUGACCUGACCAGCGUGUGUGUAGCCCACCUGGACACACGGCAGUGUACACUUCCAGGAGGCCAGCCUCCAGAACAUACUCUGGUUGCAGUGGGCGAUGUGAAACUGGACAAGCAUACAGGAGACCAGGGGGGCAGUUUGGUCUUGACCCCGGCGCUUGUCAAGCUGGGGCACCUGCUGAAGGAACUUCUGUUGGCUGGAGGGUCCGUCCUGGGUGUGGCUGGAGGGUGUGUCCUGGUCCAGAAACUCCUGCAGGAGUGUUGCCAAGGAUCUCAGUCUGACCCAAUCAUCCAACUACAGACUGACAACACUGUGAUCUCGGUACAGACGACCAGUGAACCAGCAUCCCACUUUUCCCUACCCCUGGAUGGACUUCAACUGAAGACUUCAUCCACAUCACCUGGUAAUGUGUUGGCGCUGUAUGCCGACGACCUCAGCCCAGCUGUGGUCUGUAGAACCUGCUCUAGAGGCAAGGUCUGCUUCUGUCUUCCCAACAUCGAGGUCACCUAUGCUGACAUUGUCGACGCAACCCUGUCAGACAUUAUAAAGGAAGGUGUGUUCAACAGAGAUGUCCUGGUGCAGAAAAUGUUGUCAGAACUUUGCUUUUGAAGAUUGUCAUAAGUCAAGAUUUUGCUUGGUCUGCCGAUUUAGGAGUCCAGGAAAAUGAGGUGCAUAAGUGAAAAUCUUGUCAACAUGUUUUUAGUUAGAUGUCAUGAAACAGAAAUUCUUUUGUGAUGAUGGAUCAUUAAAGAAGAUGAAGCUUUAUGUUCCUCCAUGGACGUGGCAAAAUACUUCCUGAUUUCCUACUGGUCUUAUAUCUGCACUAUGGUCUAAUAUCUGCACUGUAGUCUCAUAUCUGCACUGUAGUCUCUUAUACCUGCACUUUUGUCUAAUAUCUGCACUUUUGUCUAAUAACGGCACUAUGGUCUAAUAUCGGCACCAUGGUCUAAUAUCGGCACCAUGGUCUAAUAUCGGCACCAUGGUCUAAUAUCUGCACUAUGGUCUCAUAUAUUUGCACUAAAGUGUUAUAGCUGCAUUAUAGUCCUUAUAUCUGCACUAUAGUCUGCUGAUAUCUGUUUGAUGGUCUAAUAUUAGGACUGUAGUCUCUUAUCUUUAAUGAGGUCUAAUAUCUGCACUUUGGGCUAAUAUCUGCAUUAAUGUCUAAAAUAGACUGUGGUCUAAACAGAAUCUGUCUGAAGAAAAUUUUAGUUCCAAUUAGCAGAAUAUUUCCAUGGUGCUGACCAUCAAAUAUCUACCUUAUCUAAUAGUCGCACCCAAUUACAAUCCUGUAGAAUAUAGGUAUAUGUAAGGUCAUAUUUGUAAUUGGAUGCUUCUUGAGAACAUCGACCAUGCAAGGAUUGUAAUCUGGGCUAUGUCAAGAUACCAUUUUCUGUUAGUCUGCAAUGUGUAUAAAGAUCUUCGCCAAAUGUAGUUACUCCAGAAAUAUAUGUCCAUCAUCACUGAAAAUUUAAUAUACUCAUGUCUCACCUCAAAUGAAACAGUUUUACGAUAUUUAGCUACCUUUAUCUACCAUGCAAUGAAUGUUAGGAAACCUAUUGUAAUAUGAUCUGCAAGCUGGUUGCAGAGUUACAUUGUAACUGGAAUGGGCUGCAUACUGUAUUGAUAAUGUACCAUUGCCUGAUGGCCUACAUCAGUACGGAGUAAAGAAGAACUGGACGCUUACAGGUCAGCCUUCUUACAGGCUGUUGUAAUUGAACUGUGAAUGAUCUAGUCGGCAGACAACCUAUGUAUUCAGAGCUCCAGAUAAGCUUUUGGUGUUGUGUGUAUUUUACCCAUGCAUUUUAAAAUCAUUGGAUAUCAGUAAUUCUAUCUGGGUAUUCAAAUUUCUAGUUUUAACACAUGUGGGUAUUUAAGUUAAUAUUCAAAAACACUAUUCAUCUAGUCCCUGCAAACUGGUGUCGUGUUGGUUGGAGAGCUUUAUAGGAUUAAAAAAUACCACGAUACUUUCACAAGAAAGUGUGAUGGCAAAUGAUCAUGAUGUAACUGUCAUAAUAAUUUCAAAAUAAGUUGCUGAUUUGAUAAUCGAAUACGCAGGGUUACUCCACAAUAUUUUGAUGAUACACACAAGUUCUAUUUUUGUAGUGUAUAUGUAAUGUUUGUUAUGUAUUUGAUACGCUUCGAUUUUAUUUUACUGCGUAUUUGUUUUUCUGAUGCGUAUUUUACGCAGAUACAUGGAAGAAUUAUUUAAUGUGAUUUAUUUUGAGCAAAACAUAUUCUUGUUCUUAGAGGCACAGAUGUAUUGUUUACAUUGGUGUAAGGACAUUUAGAUUUUUAUAUCUCUGGUGUCACAUUUAUUAGUUGCCCUGCAGAUAUAACUGUUUACCAGUAAAAUGAAUUUUCAGUAUGUAUGUCUUACAUACCAUGCAUGUAGAUGUGAAAAAAGUUUGAGAUUCUCAUUUAAACAGGUCUCCCGAGCAUCAGUUGUUUUAGUGCAUUAUUGGAUUGCCUGAGCAAUUUCUCAUUCUUAAAUCUCAUUUGAAGUUUUUCCAAAUCUGAUUUUGUUUGAUUGUUGUAUUAAUGAUAUUUGUGAUUGUUAUGAUAUAUAUAAACAUUGUCAGAUAA